AUGUCCGCAGACGCAGUCCCGAACACCACGAUCAGGCUGUCGGACGAAAUUGACCGGCUGUUAGAGCAGUAUCUGCAGUUGCUCGAUCAAUACACGACCCUGCGUUCCUCACUCAGCAAAACACAAUCAACAAUCUACCAAAGCAUUGCCCGCGCCAACUUUUCUGCGGAGCGCGGGGUCCGAUAUGGCGCCGACUUCUACGAUGAACGUAUACAGGCGACAAGAGUAUGUCGUGUGACGGUCCCUGGCCACAUAAACUCGGAGAAUCCUACGGGUACAAGAACAAGCGCGGCUGCAUACACGGUGGUGUCAACGGCUUGCCUGGAGGACGAUGCUGCUAGUGGAAUGGCUAAGAAAGAUGAUAUUGAUCCGAAUGAGAAGGAGAACGCUAGGGAACUAGACGAAGAGAAAGACAACGGGCAGGCAGAGACCAAGCCAAGAUCUAGAGAUCCAAUUCGCAUAUUCGGGGUCUUCGUGCCGCCAGCUUUGAAGUUGGCACAGAGCGAAGCUGUCAAGAUGAUAGAAAAUAUCAUCCCAAAGCUUGUAAGCGUGGAUGCAGAGAUGAAGGAGGUUGAGAUCAAGAUCGGGAGAGCGAGGAAGCAUCGUUUAAAGGAGCAGGCAAAAUUAGAAGGGUUGGACAGGGACGCAGCAUCCGUGGGGUAG
Molecule: messenger RNA, 663 nt
Organism: Venustampulla echinocandica
Lineage: Eukaryota; Fungi; Ascomycota; Leotiomycetes; Helotiales; Pleuroascaceae
Exons: 2
Coding region: 1-663 (220 amino acids)
Biological process (GO): vacuolar proton-transporting V-type ATPase complex assembly
Cellular component (GO): extrinsic component of endoplasmic reticulum membrane; Vma12-Vma22 assembly complex
Source: RefSeq, a predicted model, not a curated record